AUGAGAAAUAAUAAUCAACAUACUCUUAGUAAAUUUCCUUGGUUCUAUUGUUAGGAGUGGGAUUUUGAAACUUUUAGAAUUUGCCUUGAGCAAUUAGGCAUAAGCGACUAAAUGAUUAAUACAAUCUAAAUAAACUCAAAGGGAGUUUAAAAUAUUUUAAACGAAAUAAAUAAUUAAAAUGCAUUAGAAUUCCUAAGAAAUACUCCGCUUUUUGACCAAUUUACAGCAUAAUUUACACCAUGCGAAGAAAUUUUAGAAUUCUAGGAGAGAUUACUUAUGGAAUGCAAUUGCUACUUAUAUGAGUAAUGGAGGUAAGAAGAUCUAGAAAAAUUCGCUAUUUAGUUACAAUUAGAUAUCAAUUGGCAACAACAUCAAACUCUAAUAAAACAAAAUUCCUUCUCUUCAUCCUCAAUUUAAUAAAAUAUAGAUACUUUUAACACACAAGAUUGCAAAAUAUAUAAACAAUGGAUUAAGUAUAUUGAAUAAGAAAAUCGAAAUACAAUACAAUCUGAAAGCUAAAAUACAUAACUUGUCAACACGGAUGAAUAAAAUAUAGCUAUUGAUAAUUAUAUAUAAAUAUUUAGUAAUUAGUAGAUUUUAGAAUAAAUUUAACAAACAAGAGAUACCCUUAGCUUUGUAAGUGCUACACUUAAAAAUGUCGAAAUUUUUGUAGCAUAACAAUAAAUAGGUGUUAAUGUAGACAUCCAAAAAUUUAAUCUAAGCAAUAGCAGCAAUAUAUGUGACUUCUUCGGUUAAGUCAAGUUAAAAUCGUUGAAAUUAAAGAACUAAGAAGGCAUAGAAUCAAAUCUUCUCCAUCUCUAAUUUAAUACUCUCUAAAAAAAUUUAUAUUAUUAAGUAUUUAGUGAAAAGUUAGUUAUUGGAGACGAGAUCUUUAUUUAAUAAUGCUUAAUCCACAUAGUAGUAACUCAUCAAUAAUACUCAGUUGAAACUUAAACAAUGUCUUAUACAUUAAUUUUCUAUUUUGAAAAAGAAGGCCGUAAUAUUGUAAUUUCUGUUGAUCAAAAUGAAGGAGAAACUAAAGUUUUAGGUCGUUAUUCCGGAAAUAACUCACCAGAUAUCUUACAUUUUACUCAUUUAGAAGAGCUAAAGCUUGAUAAUUUAAGCAGAAAUUUAGCUCUGCUAGAGGUUAAAAACUAAAAUCUUUAUAUUAGAUGGAACUAUAAAAAAGGGAAAAAAAUAUGGAAAAGAAUCAAGUAAAAUAACUUGAUUUUAGUUUAACCUUUUAUAAAUAUUAGAUGUAACUCAAUAAAUUCUAUUAUGAUAUUCCAAGGACUUAAUAAUUAAUAAAUUUCAAGCUAAAAUAGUAAGGAAAAUCACCAAGUUCCACCUAAAAUUGAAAUAAAUUAAUUAUCAAAAUACUCAACCAGGAUUUAAAAAUUUGACUUUUCCUUAGGAGAAUAAGCCAAGUAUUUUGAAAUCAAUAGCUCUAAGUCUGUAGAUAAAUUUAUAGAAAAUUAUGAAAAUGGUCAAAUAAUAAACGAUUAAAUCGAGCAAUACUUUCCAAAUAUUAGAUACUUUUUUAAUGCUACAAAUGAUAAUAUUUAACAUAUCAUUAAUAAUAUCAGUGAUUAGUGA
Molecule: messenger RNA, 1596 nt
Organism: Tetrahymena thermophila SB210
Lineage: Eukaryota; Ciliophora; Oligohymenophorea; Hymenostomatida; Tetrahymenidae
Exons: 4
Source: RefSeq, a predicted model, not a curated record